This is a messenger RNA of Selaginella moellendorffii, 1679 nucleotides long. RefSeq lists its product as uncharacterized. The coding region runs from base 556 to 1605 and encodes 349 amino acids. The record is from RefSeq and is a predicted model, not a curated record. NCBI's taxonomy places the organism in Eukaryota, Viridiplantae, Streptophyta, Lycopodiopsida, Selaginellales, Selaginellaceae. The transcript has 7 exons.
UGUUCUUCGCGCGAGUCAUGUGACCGUUGGAAUUCUCAUAAAAGUAUUUGGCUUUUAGGUCUGCGAGAAUCCGGAAAGAGGGCUUUGGGAUCGAUCGAUCGAGAGGGUUUUCUCUGCUAGCACAGGCAUCCGGAUCCAGCGAUGUGUUUCGUGGGCAAGGCGUGCAAGCUCAUCUAUUGCCUUCUCAUCCUCGUGAUCGUGGUGGUGGCGGUGAUGGGCGUCCAUUGGGCGAGGCACUGGGCGGAUCACGUCAAGCACACCUGCGUCGAUGGAUACUCUCUCUCCGGCAAAUGCGUUCCAGCGCCGCCCCCCGCCGCUCCUCCCGCCGCGCUCGUCAAUUCCACAUUGUCCAUCCGCCGCGGCCUCCGAUAGCUAGGGUUUAUGCGAUUGCUUACUGUUUGAUCUGUUGCUGGCUGGCCAUUCCGCGCCGGAAGUUCUAGUUCCCGACGUAAUCUAUCGGCAAAUCUUAGCCGUCUAAAUUUGAAAAUUCCAAAGCCAAUCAAAAUUAGGUCUAUUUUUUCUUUUCCUUGGUCACUGUUUCUUCGCUUGAGAGAAAUGGGACGAUGCCGCCAGGGCGGAUCGAUCGGGCAGGGCUCCUGGUACUGGAUCCGGGACAAGAAGAGCCGCGGCGCCGGCGAUUCCAGCGGAUUGGUAGUGAUGAUGGCGUGGAUGUUUAGCAACAAGAGGUAUCAUAUGCCCUACGUCCAUCUCUUCAACGAAAUUGGCUGGGAAUGCCUCGUUUGUCAAGCGCAUUUCCUCAAUCUAUGGUUUCCCACCCGAGCUCUUGCAAUUGCUGUGAAGAUUUUGGACGAGCUUGUAGAGGAGCUUAGCAAAAGGCCCAGGCCAGUAACUUUUACUUCGUUUUCUGGAGGCAUGAAAGCUUGCACAUAUAUGAUCAUCCAGAUUCUACAAGGAAAACGUCCACAAGGUUUCACGGGCGAUAUGGAAAAGUACAAGAUUGUGAGAGAUUGCACAGCAGGCUACAUAUUCGAUUCCACUCCUAUCAACUUUGUGAGUGAGACUGGGAUUCGCUUCGCCAGGCGAAUGCUUGGGACCAGUGUGGGGAACAACUUCGCGGUGAAGUUUGGCCUGGAGAAGAGCGGCCGAGCUCUCGAGUCUAUGUUUAGCUCCAAUUUCGAGCAACAGGGAGUCGAGCUAAAUGACUCGUUCUACGCCGCCGUGGAAAUGGCACCGGCUUUGUUCUUGUGCUCAAGAAAUGACGAUUUAGCUCCAUUCGACGUUAUCGAAAAAUUUGUCUCGGAAGUGCAAGGCCAAACUUUCAAGAAGGUGACUUUAGUUCACUGGGAAGAGUCUGAUCACGUUGCACAUUUGCGACACCACACCGAAGAUUACAAACGAGCUGUAUCAAAGUUUCUCUGCGAGGUUUCUGGUGGUUCGAUGGAACAAACCAAAGGAUUAAUGGCCCAAGAACAAAUAGAAGAAGUCAAGCAACACCACCUAGAAGAACGGACUGUGAAGAAGCUUGAGGACGUUGCAAGCAUGAUCGUAGAAGACGUUUUUGAUCUGCAGCACGACUUUAAAGAUGACAGUGCAGUCAAAAAGAGGAUCAUAUUAACGUUUCCUGCUAUGCGAUCAAGGCUCUAAAAGAAUUAAUCAUCCAAGCUAAAUGAUAUUUUACAUUGUAUAUAAUCAAAGACUUAACAGUUCCUUAUGACCAA